This is a messenger RNA of Lingula anatina, 1689 nucleotides long. RefSeq lists its product as uncharacterized. The record is from RefSeq and is a predicted model, not a curated record. Lineage: Eukaryota; Metazoa; Brachiopoda; Lingulata; Lingulida; Lingulidae.
AUGGCAUCUUUACGGACAUUGACUCAAAAAGUAAGAGAGGCAGCAAGCAGAGUGGUGGUAACUUUUACAUCGACAAAGAAAAUCGCUCUCCUUAGAUCAACAUUUCUGCAACUGAAUAAAUAUUUCCGCAGUGCCAGUGAAGAACUUGCAGAGCUAGAUGACAAUGUUACUGCUCCCCAGGCCAAGCCCACCACCCCUGAACCUGUUAAACAGAAGACAGAAACUACAGCCAAGGUGAACCAGGCAAUUCAGCAAAUGGCCAAGUGUUCUCUAUAUUUACUUUGCAAAGAAGCUCGAAUAGAAAUGGAUCCUCACAAAGAAGUGCAAGCAGUUCUUCUAAAGCCUUGCAUAGACACAGAUCCCACUCUGGUAGGGCUGGUGCAGAAUCAUGUCAACAUCAUAGCUAACUUGGCCACGUUUCCACUAAACAGACCAAAGACUACCACAUCUGAAGAACCCACUGUGGUAGAUGUGGCAGAUUUUAAGAAAAAGCAAAGGAAAGUUAACCACAGUGUAGUGAAAGUAUUGAUAUCAUCUGGAGCACUGUGUCUCAUAGACUUACUUUAUGCCUACACAUCCAAGCUCUUAGAGCCAAAAGUUCUUAAUCAUAGCAGCCCUCCAAAGAGUAAAGGACAGUCUCCCAAUGAACAGAGCAGGGUGAGAGUCAAAGGCACACCUCCAGGCAAGAACAGUGUCCAAGGAAUCAAAAAGACAUCAUCUCUUCUCUUUAAUCCAAGGUGCAAUUUUAAAGAAAUUUAUGAAGAGAGUGAACAAGGACUUAUUAUAUCCCUUAUUUGUGCAAUUAAACAUUUUGCAGAAUGUUCAUCCACAACAUGUUUUAACAGCAUAGAAGAGGAGAUAAAGCUUAAGAUGCUCAACCAUAAAUUAAAAGCCACUUGCAAAGCUAAAGGAUUUCUGAACAAUGCACAAGCUGGAGGUGAGGACCCAGGGUAUCCAACCCAAGCAUGGGGUUCAGUGACUUCCAACAGGCCUUCCAGUAGAGGUCCUAUAGCCAGGCCUCUGACGCCACAACAAACUGCAGAUGUUUUUGGCAGAGUGAAAGAAAAACCAAAAGAUUCUCUGAGAAAAAUGCAGAGACCCAGCACUGCAGAUAAAGUUUGGGAUCCUAAAAACCCUUUUCUCUCCUGCACUCUACAUAGGGACCCCUUAGUUACACUGGAGCAGGAGUAUAAUGAAAGGAUAAAGAGAGAGAUUGACUCCAUGAGAUUGAACACUAGAAAAAUGUUAUUUCAGAGGGGAUGUUUGGAAGCUGUGGGACCAUGGUUAAUUGCAAAUGAAGUUGAAAUUUUGGAACCAGUUGGAGAUAUCUUAAGGUACAUGGUACAGUCAUUAGGAGAGAAGCAUCUGCCUCACCCACCAACAGAUAAGAGAACUGACAGAAUGUCCAGAACUAGACCUGUGUCAGCUACAACACCCAAGGAUCAAGAAGUGGUUCUGAACAAAGCUCUAAAACAGAUGUCAUCUAAGGUUGCUGAAAUGGUUAGAGAAGCACUAGGUCCAAGAACUGCAUUUUCUCCAUUGUCAAAACUCAUUGAACCAUCAGCAAAACUACGGCCAUCAAGUGCAAAGGCAGUAAUGAUGACAGGUGAUUUUAAACACCUAAAUCAGGGCAAGCUCCGAAACAACCAAUUUCAUGGAAGCCAAGUUUUGAUCUUUCCCAAACUGUAG